UAUUGGUCUUCCGGUUUUCAGGGUGAACGUACCAGGGCUCGUGGUGAUAGCAAGGCUGCUUUAUAUCAGAAGCCUAGGGCUACGAAUACACUGUUUGUCAUUAACUUUGACCCCAUAAGAACAAAAGAGCACGACAUUGAAAAGCACUUUGAGCCCUAUGGUAAGGUCAUUAAUGUGCGUAUCAGACGCAACUUCUCAUUUGUUCAGUUUGAAACACAAGAAGAUGCCACAAAAGCCCUUGAAGCUACUGAUAAAAGCGAAAUAUUGGAUAGAGUUGUCACUGUAGAGUAUGCGAAGGGUGAUGAUGAAAGAGAUGAUCGAUAUGGCGGUGGUCGUAGCCCGAGAAGAUCUCGUAGUCCUGUGUACCAUAGGCGUCCAAGCCCUGACUAUGGUACUGGUAGGCGUCCAAGUCCAGAUUAUGGUCGUCCUAGAAACCCAGAGUACGACAGAUACAAAGGUCCAGCAGCUUAUGAAAGACGCAGGAGUUCAGAUUAUGGACGUAGGAGUUCUGAUUAUGGUAGACAAAGGAGUCCUGGUUAUGGCCGUUACGGAAGGUAA
Messenger RNA from Camelina sativa (false flax), 558 nucleotides. Lineage: Eukaryota; Viridiplantae; Streptophyta; Magnoliopsida; Brassicales; Brassicaceae. The record is from RefSeq and is a predicted model, not a curated record.